AUGCCCCUCCACUCUCGAUCGACCAUGGCCGAGCACUUCGCACAAGUUCUCCUCCUCUUCCUCCUGCUAGCCAUCACUUCCCUUCCGAUCUCCAUGGCUUCGCUUCACAAUCUCCGUCUCUCAGCCUCCGAAGUUGCCGCGAUCGAGGAGCGCGCGCCGCCUCCGCCGGACCAGCCCACCACCUUCUUCGAGGUGGACCGGCCGCACCGGCCACCGCCGGGCAGCUUCGGCCCAUGCUCGACCGUGCUUCUCUCACACUCCUUCGCUUACACCUACACCAAGCCCCCGGUCACGGCCGCCUACUCCCCGCCGCCGUGCCUCGCCGCCGCGGGCGGGCACGCCUCGCUGAUCUCCCUUGCCGUUCUUGAGUGGCGAGCCGCCUGCCGGGGCGUCCAGUACGAUCGCAUCUUCGGAGUCUGGCUCGGCGGCGCCGAGCUCCUCCGCGGCUGCACGGCUGAGCCACGAAGAAACGGCAUCGAGUGGUCCGUGUCCAAAGAUAUCACCAAGUACGCGUCCCUCCUCGCCGCCCGCAACCCCUCCACCCUCGCCGUAUACCUCGGCAAUGUCGUCGACGAGCAGUACACCGGCGUGUACCACGCCAACCUCACGCUACACCUCUACUUCCGCCACCCGCCGCAGCCUCCGCAGCCCGGGCUGGGUCCCGCCGACGUCAUCGUCCCCGUCUCGCGGAGCCUCCCUUUGAACGACGGCCUAUGGUUCCAGAUCCAGAACGGCGAGGACGUUGGGUCAGCGAGCCUCGCCGUGCCGACCAACGCCUACCGUGCCGUCCUCGAGGUGUACCUCUCGUACCACGCCCACGAUGAGUUCUGGUACACCAACACGAUCGGCAGCAACGGCCCCUUCCGCGAGGUCACCGUCAGCAUCGACGGGGAUCUCGUCGGCGCCGUCUGGCCGUUCCCGGUCAUCUACACCGGCGGCAUUAACCCCCUCCUCUGGCGCCCGAUCACGGGGAUCGGCUCGUUCAAUCUCCCGUCUUACGAUAUCGAGAUCACGCCUUUCUUGGAAAAAUUGUUGGACGGCAAGGCGCACGAGUUUGGCCUGUCAGUGACCAACGCCAAGGACGCGUGGUUCAUCGACGCCAACCUACACCUCUGGCUGGACCCCAGGGGAGCGCCGACGACAGCGAGCACCACCAGCUACGACGCGCCACCGCUGGACAGUACCACAGCGUUCCGGCCCGACGGCCCCGGCACCGAGUUCUACUACACGACGGCGUUCCGGCGCAUCUCUGCCACGGGGUGGGUGCAAACGCCGUCCUACGGCAAGAUCACGGCAACGUGGACGCAGAGGCUCAGCUACGACAACACGAACGAGGUCGAGGGCGACAGCCAGCAGGUGGUGAACCAGACGACCGAAGCGUACUCCGGCGUGCACGUCACGGACCGCGGCGGCAUCGCGUACUCGCAAGAGGCGCAACAGAGCUUCCGGCUCGACGUGUUCGUGGGCGUGGUGAACGAGGCGUUCAACGGCUCGUACACGGUGGCGAGAGACGUCCGGCUGGGGUUCGCCGAGGAGAGGGUCGCCGCCGGCCGCGCGGGGUUCUUCUGGUCUCGGUCGCUGAGCAACGCGCAGGAGUGCGCUGUGAACGUGGACGUGGACGACGAAGGGGACGUGGUCGGGGUGUCGUCGGGCACGAGGCAGAACUACAGGUACGAGGCGACCGACGGGUGCUACUCCCGGGACGUGGCCAGCAGCGGUUAUGGCAUAGUCUCAGACCGCUCCGACGAGGUUUGCGUGAAGGGGUCGUUUCCUUCCGGUGUCGGCGCCGUGGCAUCGCCGGCUUUGGCGCGUCGGACGAGCUCGUGA
Molecule: messenger RNA, 1827 nt
Organism: Triticum turgidum subsp. durum (durum wheat)
Lineage: Eukaryota; Viridiplantae; Streptophyta; Magnoliopsida; Poales; Poaceae
Source: the annotation of a GenBank genome assembly